Lotus japonicus is the source of this 495-nucleotide messenger RNA. Its product is annotated as glutathione S-transferase T3-like. The transcript has a single exon. The record is from RefSeq and is a predicted model, not a curated record. NCBI's taxonomy places the organism in Eukaryota, Viridiplantae, Streptophyta, Magnoliopsida, Fabales, Fabaceae. The coding region runs from base 1 to 495 and encodes 164 amino acids.
AUGGAAGAGCAGUAUAACGAGUAUCGCAAGAUAGGUUUGUCUUCGAGGAAAUCGCAAUCACUGAAAUCUCGAUAUCAUCGAUUGAAUAGAUCGGUUCAAGCAUUUGUUGGCUGCUACAAGGAAGCUAACAAUUAUCAUAAAAGUGGUUACUCGGAGAAGAAUAUCAUGGAUGAGGCGUGUGCAUUGUAUACUAAAUAUAUCAAUGGUGAUUUCAAAUGUGAGCAUGCAUGGCAGUUGUGGAGAGAUGAAUCAAAGUGGAAGGGAGAAUUAAUGUUCAACCAUUCAAGGAGACAUAAGCAUUCUAUUGAUGGUGUGUACACAUCAUCUUCUAGCCCGAGCACGCUAAUCGAUUGUUUAAAAUAUGAGCAUGCACAACCAUCAACCCACUUAACUAGGCAGAAGGCAACAAAAAGAAAGGCCAAAGCAAAAACAUCUAAUGCAUCUUCUAACUACAUGGACCUUUCAAAUUGGGAAGCUGGUGUGACUAAAAAAUGA